AUGGGAUUCCAAGGGCAGGGCUCACACAGUAAGAAAACAAGGAAUGUGUCUGCCACUUUCGCCCCGCCAAGAGCCGGGAGCGGAGCCGCUGGAGAACCGGCUGCUAGGGCUUAUUCAAUAGCCGAGGCGGUGAGGGGCGCGACUGGGGCAGGGUACGACCCCCAGGGUUACUGGGCAGUGCCGAGACCCUCUGCACACCGACCAGAGAAACUACGAGAACUGUCCACGCUUGAACGCUGUUCCCACGAGUCGCAGGCCCUUGACACUAGUGCUCGCUCCUUGGCAAUCACCCCCAGUGAACUACACAGUGGCCAUGACGUUGGGGAGGAACGCUUGGAUUCCAGGUUUGCUGAGGGCCUCAAGUCCCCUCCAUCAUGUCUUAGUCUAAUAAAUAAUUUUUUCAAGCCAGGGAAGCUAAGAAAGGCGGAGAGGAACCUUAAAGAAAAAACAUUGGUGGAAAUGAGGGAACUGAACAAGCAAAUAAAACAAGCUCGAAUCCACCAGGAACCGCUGCUGAAGGACAACAGGCAGCUACAAACAGAAAAGUUACUUGUCCAGGCUGAGAACAAAUUCUUCCUGGAAUACCUGACUAACAAAACUGAGGAAUACAGAAGGCAACCUGAGAAGCUGUGGAACAGCUAUGUACAAAAGUGUGGCGAAAUUGAACAAAGAAGACAAGAAUCAGCCUCCAGAUAUGAACAACAAACUUCAGUGCUUAAAACAGAGCUCUUGCAAAAGGAAAAGAUUCAAUCCAAUUUGAAACAGCAAUUGCAGGCAAUGAGGGACAUUUCUAUAUUAAGGGAGACACAGGAACUAGAAAUACGGACAUUACAGGAGGAGGAGAAAAAAGUCCAAGCUGAGGCGGCUGCAAAGAAACAGAAAGUACAGGUCCAGUUCCUCCAGGAAAAAGCAUUGCUGGAGAAACAACUGAGUGAGCCAGACAUAAGGCAGCUGGGAAAGAGAAAAAGAAGGGAGCACAAGAGGAAUGCCCAGGCCUUGGAGUUGGCAGCAAAGCAGUCUAUUUUUGAGUUCUCCCUUGGCAUCAUCAGAGAGAACCAGCAGUUACAGAAGAAAUUGCUGCAGCUAACUCAGCAAUCCCAGAAGUUGGAGGCUACUCAAAGCCAGUUAAAAAAUCGGAAGCAGCAGCUGCAGCAGGAACAGUGGUAUGUGGAGUGCUUAAUCCGGGGGAGGCAACGACUGCAAGGAAGGCAUAAUUGGUGCCUAAAAGAACAGGAUGCUCCGAAGACCACAUCCACUCCUCCCCCAGGCACCAAAUCAAGAAUUAAUCCAAAGUAA
Molecule: messenger RNA, 1296 nt
Organism: Propithecus coquereli (Coquerel's sifaka)
Lineage: Eukaryota; Metazoa; Chordata; Mammalia; Primates; Indriidae
Gene: CCDC121
Product: coiled-coil domain containing 121
Exons: 2
Coding region: 1-1296 (431 amino acids)
Source: RefSeq, a predicted model, not a curated record